Messenger RNA from Mytilus californianus (California mussel), 781 nucleotides. Its product is annotated as ninjurin-1-like. The transcript has 5 exons. Gene Ontology annotation, biological process: tissue regeneration; cell adhesion. The record is from RefSeq and is a predicted model, not a curated record. Lineage: Eukaryota; Metazoa; Mollusca; Bivalvia; Mytilida; Mytilidae. Bases 123 to 770 code for a protein of 215 amino acids. Gene Ontology annotation, cellular component: membrane.
GGGUCAAGUAGAAUUUUUAUGAAUGGAAAAUUGGAAAAAACAAUACAAAGGGAAAUUAUUGAAGUGUAUUUAAGCAAAUGAGCUUGCACAUGUUCUUUAAUUUUCACAUUUAGUUGCAUAGAAUGGCUACUUCUAUACAUGAAAGUAUUCCUUUGAAACAAGUAGAUGAUGGCGGUUAUCAAAGCGAAUUACACUCCCGAAAUUCGUCAAUUGAUAACAAUUCUACAAAAGUUGAAAUGAAACCACCCCCUGAAGGCAAAGACGAAGAGGAAAGCCCAAGAACUCUGAUUGAAGAUGAAACUGAGAGUAGUUCCAAUACCAGUGUUUCAAACAAAUUCCAAUCUCGACGUGACGUUACAAAAGGAUUAUAUGACGUUGCCUUACUGAUGGCAAACGUAUCUCAGCUGAGAUCAGUCUUAGAUUCUACGGAUAAUAAAUACUAUAUGGCCCUUGUUGGUCUCCUUAUUGCCUCUAUAUCGUUCCACCUGAUAAGUGCUUUUUUGCUCUAUGCUUUGCUUAUAGUAGAGAAACAAGCUCAGAACAAACGACAGCAUGCAAAUGAGAACAAAACUAAAUCGCAAUCAACCGUGAAUCAAACAUCAUCUAACGUCAGUGCAAAAUCUGCAGUAUGUACAAACUGUUUUGCAGAUAUACCGAGCUGUUGCUGUUGGAAAAUAUACAAAAUUGAUAUAGUAGCAACAGUUUGUGUAAUUGCAGUAACAAUUCUCAAUGUUUUUAUUACAGCGUUUGGAAGCAGUAUUAAAUCAUAAUUUACAAAUGA